Molecule: messenger RNA, 3093 nt
Organism: Kogia breviceps (pygmy sperm whale)
Lineage: Eukaryota; Metazoa; Chordata; Mammalia; Artiodactyla; Physeteridae
Gene: PPARA
Product: peroxisome proliferator activated receptor alpha
Biological process (GO): fatty acid metabolic process; negative regulation of cholesterol storage; negative regulation of transcription by RNA polymerase II
Cellular component (GO): nucleus
Molecular function (GO): zinc ion binding; DNA-binding transcription repressor activity, RNA polymerase II-specific; nuclear receptor activity
Source: RefSeq, a predicted model, not a curated record
CUGCUGUGAAGUAACAGUUUGUGGCCAGACAAGUCCAGAACCAAGACGUUGUCAUCACAGGAACGUGGAGCCCAGCAGCGGGACCAGCUGCAUCUAGUCGAGAUGGUGGACACAGAGAGCCCGAUUGGUCCCCUCUCCCCACUCGAGGCUGAUGAUCUGGAAAGUCCCCUCUCUGAAGAAUUCCUACAAGAAAUGGGAACCAUUCAAGAGAUUUCUCAGUCCAUUGGUGAGGACAGUUCUGGAAGCUUUAGUUUUACAGAAUACCAGUAUUUAGGAAGUGGUCCAGGAUCAGACGGCUCCGUGAUUACAGACACCCUCUCACCAGCCUCGAGCCCCUCGCCCAUCUCUUACCCUGUGGUUCCUGGCAGCGCCGAGGAAUCGUCCAGCGUGGCACUGAACAUCGAGUGUAGAAUCUGUGGGGACAAAGCCUCGGGCUACCACUACGGAGUUCACGCAUGUGAAGGCUGCAAGGGUUUCUUCCGGAGGACCAUUCGGCUAAAGCUGGCGUAUGACACAUGUGACCGUAGCUGCAAGAUUCAGAAAAAGAAUCGGAAUAAGUGCCAGUAUUGUCGUUUUCACAAGUGCCUUUCAGUUGGGAUGUCCCAUAAUGCAAUUCGUUUCGGACGAAUGCCAAGAUCUGAAAAAGCAAAAUUGAAAGCAGAAAUCCUUACAUGUGAACAUGACCUAGAAAAUUCCGAAAGCGCAGAUCUCAAAUCUCUCGCCAAGAGGAUCUACGAGGCCUACCUGAAGAACUUCAACAUGAACAAGGUCAAGGCCCGGGUCAUCCUCGCGGGAAAGGCCAGCAACAAUCCGCCUUUCGUCAUACACGACAUGGAGACAUUAUGUACGGCCGAGAAGACUCUCGUGGCCAAGCUGGUGGCCAACGGCGUCCAGAACAAGGAGGCAGAGGUCCGCAUCUUCCACUGCUGCCAGUGCACGUCUGUGGAGACGGUCACGGAGCUCACGGAGUUCGCCAAGGCCAUCCCGGGCUUUGCGGGCUUGGACUUGAACGACCAAGUCACUUUGCUGAAAUACGGGGUCUACGAGGCCAUAUUUGCAAUGCUGUCUUCCGUCAUGAAUAAAGACGGCAUGCUGGUAGCAUACGGAAAUGGUUUUAUAACUCGUGAAUUCCUAAAAAGCCUAAGAAAACCAUUUUGUGAUAUCAUGGAGCCCAAGUUCGACUUUGCAAUGAAGUUUAAUGCACUGGAGCUGGACGACAGUGAUAUUUCCCUCUUUGUGGCUGCUAUAAUUUGCUGUGGAGAUCGGCCCGGCCUUCUAAAUGUGGGACACAUUGAAAAAAUGCAGGAGGGUAUCGUGCACGUGCUCAAACUUCACUUACAGAGCAACCAUCCCGACGACAUCUUUCUCUUCCCCAAACUCCUGCAAAAGAUGGCAGAUCUGCGGCAGCUGGUCACGGAGCAUGCGCAACUGGUGCAGGUGAUCAAGAAGACAGAGUCCGACGCCGCCCUGCACCCGCUGCUGCAGGAAAUUUACAGGGAUAUGUACUGAUUUCUCGGAAAUGCGCACAAAAAAGAAACUUUUCAAGCGUUUUUAAAGGCGACAGCACUACAAGUGAGAGAUGGGAGCAACGCAACUUUGCACAAAUGUCACCAUUUGAACCUGGGACAAAGGAAAGUAGGAGCUCUAGGUAACCGGACUCCUGUUCCAUGUUUCUUUCUUUUUUUAACCACUGCUUCAAGAAAUGCUGGUGAUAAACAGCUGUUAGCCAGGACUUGGAAAAUUAAGCAGAAUGGUGUUCAGUGGUCUGAUUUAAUGCACCCGAUGUGAAUCAAUGCAGAUUUCUUUGUCACAUUAGGAAUUUACUGGUGACUUAACCUCAGAAUACGUGGCCUGACUUCCCUUUGCACCACCUUUUGACUGCUGUGCUCCUUUAUAAUUUUGAAAACUAAUCAGCACUUUUUAAUUUUUAUAAUCCUGUAAACCUAGAUGUCUCCAAAGGUUAGGUAUUUUAAAAGUUUCCUGAAUUUGAAGAAAGACAACAUGCCGGUUUUGAAUCGUAGGAUUUAGAAUGUCAAAGAAUGAUUCGAUAAGCUAUCAAAAUGCAGCGAUUGUUUUGUUUCAGUUCGCUGCUUUCGUGGUGUAACUAACAUGUGAAAAAGCCUGUUCCCAGGUUUGUGUAGAAGAUCCCGGAAAGCCACGGCUCACGGGCCCUCUGGACUCUAUCCUCCGCCUGUUUAAAGCUAGCGUCUGUGGUCAACAGGAACAAGACAGACUCUGAAGCAUGUCAGCUUCCCAUUCCUCUCACCUCCAUUUCCUGUCAAAUCUGAACCAACUGACUCAGGCUGUUUGGGGGCCAUGGUCACGUCUCCAGGGGCAAAGUGACAAGUUAUUUGUAAAUCUUGCUCUGGGCCCCCUCUGUCAAGGCAGCUCCUUGGUCUUUUUCUGUGUUGCUUUUUUAAACAUGUGGCUUAAUUUUUAUAACUCUUGCUGGUGGUAGCUGCUCCCUGGAGUGGAGAAGAUGAGGCGCAGGUGACUUUAUAGUGUGGCCUGGGGGCAGCGGUCUCAUCUGGAGAAUGAACGGGGCAGGCCGGGGCGGCGGUGUGUGGAGUGGAUAUGAAAUGGCGGUUUUACUCAUCUCAGGAUGCACAACAGGCUGGUGGCUUUUACAAAGAUUUUGAGAGUCGUUUCCUUUUCCAGCUACAUAUGUAAGGUAGUUUCGCCAUUAUCUGCAAUAUCUGUUUCAGCCUUAAAGAUCAACUUUUCAACCUUGGUCCAGUUAUGAAGGCGGUAUGGAUUAUGGUUUUCGUCUAGAGCACACGGACCUGGAAAUACUAUUUUUCUGUCCACCACGGUAGAUCCACGGUCCCAUCAGAGAACUUUCAGCAGUGCCUCCCCUGAGCCAGACUGGGCUGAUCCUGCCAUUCGGCUCCUCGAUGCCUCUUGGGCGGCAGCACUUACGACCCGGUUGUGCCCUUGGUGCCCCUCCCCCUCUAUCUUUAGGAAAUACGGUUCUAUAAGGUCAUUAUUAUUUGCCGUUAAAGAAUGGCUAGGAUUGAAUUUGAUAAAGUUCCCAAGAUCAGCAUUGUUGUAAAUAAAACUGUGAGACUUCAACUAGAAAAAAGCCAAACUUAC